AUGUCAACUCCACAACUGUUGGAACACGUGAGGGAGACGUCGCGUCUUCUUGCCUCGGAGACACACCUCCCACGAGAGGAGGUGCAGGCAGCCUUUGAGACCAUCCGCCUCACUGAGGCGGGAUACGAGGUGAUGUACACAGUCACGGUUGACGACGGUCGCGACUCGCGGCGGGUGCUCCUCUGCCAUGGUGUCAAUGAGGCAGAAAAAGUGCAAGCGUCUUUCGACGAGGCCCGCUUCGACGUCUACGCGCUGCAGAAGCAAGGCAAUACAGUGAAGUUUGCGCCGUGGCGGUCAACGCCUUCGUUGGUACCCUCCGAUGCCGUCAUGCGGCGGGAGUACCGCGUGGUGACGCGAGAAGAGGCGGCGUCGCGUCUUGAGGGCGGCGGCGAGACGCAGACGUCGCUGGAGACGGCAGCUGCAUCUUUGAAGAGCAGUGCGGGGCCGACAGAAUGUGGGACGCAACCGCAGGCGAAACCCGCGACUGUCGGCAAUGAGAUUGUGGAGACCAAGCAGCAACCGCAGGAGUCAUCACGCGAGUCUCAGCAGCCAAAUUUAACGAGUUUGGAAUCGUUUUUGAAAACACCACUGAGUGGUGCCAAACGCACCCGAGCGGCAGACGGCGCAAAAAGACAGGCUGAUGCAAAGCCAAAGAAGCCCCGCGUUACGAACCGAAAAAAUGGGAACGCUGAAGGGACCCAGAGUCUCAUGAAGUUGGCUAAGGCGUCAGCGAAGAAAAAGAAGGAUUCCAAUGGAUCUUUAGACAGAAGUGUGCCUACACCUGCAGCAGCCUGCGCCUCAAUGCAGCACAAUCUCCUUGACGAGGAUGAUGAGGCGGUGGAUCGUAGCAGCAGCAGCAGCAGCAGCAGCAGCAGCUCGCGCGGGAGUUUUGUACGCCGUGAUGAGGCGCUUUUGAAUGAGGAUCUCCCUGCUAUUGAUGUCGCCGUCUUUGCACGGGAGAACGAUGGCAUAAUCCUCUGCGACGAUGCGCCGCCGAUGGUCUUUUGCGCUCCGGGGCCUGCCGCCGGUGCGUUAAAAAAGGAACAACAAAAACAACUCACUCAGUGGCAACAGGAGAGCAUGGGCUCUGCGACUCAGGCGAAGCUGACAGGGUUUUUUCAGCCUGGGGUCAUCGACUUCCAGAAGCAGUACGUUCGUGAGAUGGAGACCGACAUGGUAAUUAAGGACGGUGAAUACAUCUGCAAAGAUGUGGUGUGCUUCCGCCAUAAGGGGACCAAUGAAGUUAUUUCACAGGAGGAGUUUCACAGGCGCAGCAGUGAGAUUAUGCGCGGCCUUCGUUCUGACACUCAGAGCGGUAGUCCCAGUGAAAGUACGCUUGCUGACCAGGGUAGUCCUUCUUCCCCCACUGGUAAUGCGAAGUUUACGGCAGUGGAGGCGGCAAAACGUAGCAGGCCGCCUAAGAUAGAGAAACAGCUACGCUCACAACCUAAAACACUAUUCGCUUAUUUUAAGCCUGCCUCCUCGUGA
Messenger RNA from Trypanosoma rangeli, 1488 nucleotides. RefSeq lists its product as uncharacterized. The coding region runs from base 1 to 1488 and encodes 495 amino acids. The record is from RefSeq and is a predicted model, not a curated record. The transcript has a single exon. Lineage: Eukaryota; Euglenozoa; Kinetoplastea; Trypanosomatida; Trypanosomatidae.